Molecule: messenger RNA, 1039 nt
Organism: Lactuca sativa (garden lettuce)
Lineage: Eukaryota; Viridiplantae; Streptophyta; Magnoliopsida; Asterales; Asteraceae
Product: CASP-like protein 5A2
Cellular component (GO): membrane
Source: RefSeq, a predicted model, not a curated record
AUUCAAGCAUAAAGUUAUAGACUUUAGGAAAACAUUCCCCUCUAGGCAUUGGUGUCCACCGAUUGCUACCAACUUCCCUCAAUCUUUUGGAAGAAAUCUAUAUACAAUUUCCUCUUUGAAAAACCCCAAAAUCCAAAAGUUCGUCAGACAAUCUACAAAUCGCAUAGAAUCUCUGUUGAGAAUCGUGUUCUUUAGUAGUGUUGAUGCAAUUCCAUGUGCCGUCGUUGAUGGUUGUGAUGUGAUUUUUGUUUCCGGAAUUUGAGUUUUAGGCGACCGAGUCGAGUGGAAAGAGGGUAUAAGUAUGAGUCGGCCGGCGGUGCAUCCGGUUGAGCCGCCGCCUUUGAUUGACGGAAGAAACGAUGCAGCGCCGCCUCGAAGAGUGAGGAUGAAAGACGUGCAAGGCAUGCCUGGUACGUCAACUGGACUCGCCCUCCGUCUCUGUCAGUUCGUCUUCACCGUCAUUUCUCUCGCCGUCAUGGCUUCUACCUCCGAUUUUCCUUCCGUCACCGCCUUCCGAUACCUUGUUGCUGCUGUUGGGUUGCAAAGUUUAUGGAGCUUUACACUAGCCUUGAUUGAUAUUUAUGCUCUUUGUGUCAAAAGAAGCUUGAGAAACCCUGCAGUUAUUACUGCAUACACCAUUGGAGAUGGGGUUACAUCAACUAUUACUUUUGCUGCUGCAUGUGCAUGUGCUGGAAUCACAGUUCUUAUCAGCAGUGAUCUUAAUAGAUGUGACAUAAACCAUUGCAAAAGGUUCAUGUCUGCAACAGCUAUGGCUUUUAUAAGCUGGUUUGCUGUUUCUCCAUCUUUUUUCUUGAACUUUUGGUCUUUAGCAUCAUCAUGAGGAGUAAAAGCAGCUAUGCUCGCUAAUUUCUGUUUUCAUUUGUGAAGAUUUUAAUUUUUUAUUAAAUGCAAUCUAUUUGAGGUUGUAGGUACAAAAUUUUGCUUGCUAUUUGGAAGUUAAUUAGUGUUUUUGACACUUUUGAUGUCAAGUUUUGGGUAUUUGUGUCUUGGGUUUAAAUUGGAAGAUUAGCUUCUAUAA